UCCAUUACAUGGAGAUCUUCAGCAUCUUCCCUUCAUGGCUUCUUACAACAAUACUAGUUCUCUUCAUGUUUUCCAUCUUUCGAUACGCUCAAAGUUCAACGAAGAACGGUUCAUCCGUGUCAGUUCCUAAGCUUCCCCCUAGCCCUCCACAACUUCCCAUUAUUGGAAACCUGCACCAUAUAUUAGGUAAAUUUCGUCAUGUAGCCCUUUGGGAACUUUCCAAAAAAUAUGGCCCCAUUAUGCAAUUUCAUAUUGGUUCAAAACCUUACCUUGUUAUAUCUUCCCUGGCCAUGGCUAAACAAAUCCUAAAAACUCACGAUCACAUAUUUUGCUCGAGGCCAUUGUCCCGUGCCACCAAACUACUUACAUACAACUAUUUGGACGUAGCCUUCUCGCCUCAUGACAAUCAUUGGAGGGAGAUGCGUAAGAUUUUUGUGUCUGAGCUCCUAGGCCCCAAGAGAGCCAAACUGUUUAAACACGUGUUGGUUUCAGAGACGAAGAGCAUGGUUCGUUCUAUAUCGUUAUAUUCUUCCACCGAUGUUAUAAAUUUAAACAAAUUGUUACUUGCAACAGUAAAAGGAGUGGUGUGCAAGUUAGCAUUUGGUGAGAACUAUAGACAACAACCAAUAAGUGGUCCUUCAUGGGAAGAAAUGGUUGAUGAAACUCAAAUAAUGCUUGGUGGAUCGAUUGGUGAUUCUUUUCCAUGGUUAGGUCGUUCUAUAGACCAACUUAGUGGAUGGAAUGGUAAGCUAGAGAAGUGUUUUUCUAGUAUUGAUGCUUAUAUCGAGAGCAUCAUCGAUGAUCAUCAGAAACAAACCAUUGGAGAACUAAGUGAUGAUAACAAAGAUUUUGUUCAUACGUUAAUCGAGUUAUGCUCCAGCCAGAAUUCUUCUGGCUAUCAGCUGACCAAAAAUGACAUGAAAGCGCUAAUCAUGAAUGUCAUUAGUGGAGGAAUUGAUACACCAGUGGUGACAUUAGUAUGGGCCAUGUCAGAAAUCAUUAGAAACACGAGGGUGAUGCAAAAAUUACAAAGUGAAAUUCGAGAUCAAAUGAAAGGAAGACACAAAGUAGAAGAACUCGAUACCACAAAAAUGACAUACUUGUGUAUGGUGGUCAAAGAGGCAUUAAGAAUGCAUCCUGCUGUCCCAUUAUUAAUUCCACAUGAAAGCAUAAGUCAUUGUCAAAUUGGCGGUUAUGACGUCUUUCCAGGGACGAGUGCUUUGAUCAAUGCAUGGGGGAUAGCGAGAGAUCCAAGCGUUUGGGGGGAAAAUGCAACUGAGUUUUACCCAGAAAGGUUUGAGAAUUAUGAAGGUGAUUUUGAAAUGGUCCCUUUUGGAGGGGGUCGGCGAACCUGCCCUGCCAUCAACACGGCUCCAGUAAUUAUGGAGUUUUUGAUAGCAAAUCUUGUUUGUUGGUUUGAUUGGGGAGUUCCUAAUGGAGACAAUAAUGAAGAUUUGAACAUGGAAGAGGAAGGUACUUUGGUCGUCUAUAAAAAGUUGCCACUUUACAUUGUCUUGACCAAGAAUAAUUGGGGAGAAUGAUUAGCGAUCAAUCGAUUCUUCUUUAAAAUAAAAUGGUCACGGCUACAAUGUUAUCAAAGUGAUCAUCAAGCAAAAGGAGUUCUACUUUUAUCUUUUAAAAAAUUGCUGAAAAUACUUUAGUAGUGCGUAAUGUAUAUAAAAAAUAAUCACUUUUAAUUUAUACAAGUAAUUGUUUGAAUUCAAA
Erigeron canadensis is the source of this 1725-nucleotide messenger RNA. RefSeq names its product parthenolide synthase-like. The record is from RefSeq and is a predicted model, not a curated record. The transcript is spliced from 2 exons. Bases 9 to 1541 code for a protein of 510 amino acids. NCBI's taxonomy places the organism in Eukaryota, Viridiplantae, Streptophyta, Magnoliopsida, Asterales, Asteraceae. Gene Ontology annotation, molecular function: monooxygenase activity; oxidoreductase activity, acting on paired donors, with incorporation or reduction of molecular oxygen; heme binding.